AUGGAGUUGCCUCCUCCGGGACACCGGAGGGUUUCCAUCAGUAACCCUCAAGAGACAUCGGGCAGGGUUCCCACCACCCCAGCCGCAUUUCCCAACCAUCCAUCUAAUAUCUCUUCUGUCUCCUCGAAGCGCUCCGUCCAAUCUUCCGUCUAUAGACCUUCCAUCAUGAGCAACCGCAGCUUGGGGCCCCAGUCCCUGCUGCCGAACCCCAUUAUCCAGAAAAGCUCCCUCAACCCCCCGGGUUUCCUGCAGAGCAAAUCAUCCAACGUCUCUUCAGUCCGAUAUGCUGAUGAAGAAGGAAAACCACUCACAGAGAAGGACAAGGACAAAGAGAAGGGCAAGGGCACAGGAACUCGGCUGCUGAACAUGCUAAGGAAAACUCUUCAAGGGUCUCAGAGUGACGAAAUGGUUGUAGCAAAUCAAACACAGAAUUUGAUACCAUUUGGAGAUGUGGUGGGCUGUCUGGCGAUUCAUAUAAAGAGCUGUAGACAGUUUACUCAGCGGUUCAUCGCCCAACAGCAUUUUAAUCUGUUCAUGCGUAUCUCCGUAAACCACAUUGUGAAAUGUACAAAAAUUCGUCACUUGAAAGCUGUUAAUAACGAGAAGAACCUUGUACUUAAGUUCGAUGAGGUGAAGUAUUUUUCUGUACAGGUUCCCAGACGUCAAGAUGAUGAGCGGAAUUAUAUUUACUUGGAACUAAUGCAAGAUGGAGGAGAUUCAGAAAAGCUUCCUUAUCCAUUAGGCAAUGCGGAAUCACAUCUUUAUGAAGUAAUACAGAAAGGCUGUUUUACUGAAGUAAUGCAGAUGAUGCGUAGAAACACCCCUAUCUGCAGGGUGGAAGUGGAAUUUAUGUUCUCCUAUGGAAACUUCGGUUAUGGAUUUUCACAUCAGUUAAAACCUCUUCAGAAAGUCAUUGAACCAUCUAUGUUUAUGAAAAUUACACCUCCUCCAGAGAGAACAGACCCUGUCACAAAUAUUAUUACCCCGCAACGAGUGGAAUAUCCAGCAUUCUUAUCCCCAGAAUUUAAUGUUAACAUUGGGGGUCCUGAAACCAACCAGGCAACUGUGGUGCAACUUGAAAAACUCCGUGAGAAGCCCCGGGAAAGAUUGGAAAGAAUGAAAGAGGAAUAUAAAAGUAUGAAUACAUGGAUAGAAAAAGCCGAUUAUUUAAGAAAUCUUAUUAAUCCAAAACUGUUAAAAAAAGACUCUAAGGGAAGUGUUGAGCCGUCUGGAUCAAAUUCUAGUGUAUUAGAAGAGCUUGAAAGAACGACACAUGAUAUUCAUUUCAGAAAAUCUGAAGCUAUUUCAAACGAGUUAGUGGAUUACAGUGAUAAGGAAGGCCGGGUCAUACCAGUUUUAAAGCUGUUGGACCAAAAUUAUUCAGAGUUCUCUUUACCCAAAAGUGGUGACUCAACACCGCCGGAAGAUGUCACGCUGCCCCCCAUUCAUACCCUGCAGAUAAUAGAAGAGGAUGAAAUGCCACGUGUGCCAAACACUUCUGAACUAGAAGACAGGCCACAUGAAGACAGGAAAAGUGUAAUUUUUUCAUCGGAUGAAGAACUAAUGCCCAAACAUCCAAGCAUUUUAAAAAUAAACCCAUCUCUACAAGAGAAUAGGCGUAAAAUGGAAAAAUCUCCACAUUUUUCGGAUGUGUUAAUAAUACCUGAUAAACCUGAAGAACUAAACACAAAUAAGAAAGGGAGACCUUCCAUCGAGUUAAGGAAAUCUUGGGAAAGGCGUCCUACUGACGUUGUCUGUAGUCUCCGAAAGGUGGCUUUUGCACAAAAAGAGUACGCCAUACCAGUUUGCAAAGCAGAAACUACAGAAUUCAAACCCAAACAUCAGUUUCAGAAACUCAGCAGGAGUGGUCUUGAUCCUUUUCUAAGAAACUUAAACAGCAAAAUGCCAUUCAGAAAGAAGAAAGAUCAUGAGGACGGAUACAGACAUCCAAGCACGUUAAGUACAGAGAUUUUAGAGCAUGAAGAUCAAGAUCCUCCUUACCCGGAACACCCAGGAUCUGCAGGAUCUGAUCCAAUACGGACUGAAAAUCCUAGACCUUUCACAGUCCAGAUGGGAAACAAGAAGAAUAGCUUGCCUCCUGACCCCAUCACAGCCACUGUGAUCUCAGACAGGAGGAAUAGGCUGUUGUUUGAUAGUACUUUCGACUCAGAAAACAAUUCAAAUACAAAGAGCAUCUUUGCAAGUGAUAAUCCUGUUGUCAGCCUAACAAAGCUUUCAGAUUCUGAUAAUAAACUGUUAACUGAUUCUAGUUUUAAUACAAUGAAGCCUUCAAAUAGGAGGCUUUCCAGGGAUUCAAGUUCCAAUAUAAUAAAGCCUUCAGAUGGUAAGCUGUCUAGUGCUCCUAGUUCUGGUACAACAAAGCCUUCAGAUACUAAGCUCCUCAGUGAUCCUAGUAACAGUAAGUUGUCCCGAGAUCCUAGUAGCAAUGGAACACAGCUUUCAGGUUCUAAUAGAUUGUCCCAUAACCCUAGUAUCAAUGGAAAUAAAUAUUCACAUACUUCAGAUCUUAAUAAGGUAUCCCGUGAUCCUAGCUUCAUUUCAACCAAGUCUUCAGAUCUUAACAAGUUAUCCCGUGAUCCUAGCAUCAUUUCAACAAGGUCUUCAGAUCCUAACAAGUUAUCCCAUGAUCCUAGCUUCAUUUCAACAAAGUCUUCAGAUCCUAACAAGUUAUCCCAUGAUUCUAGCAUCAUUCCAACAAAGCUUUCAGAUCCUAACAAGUUAUCCCGUGAUCCUAGCAUCAUUUCAACAAAGCUUUCAGAUCCUAACAAGUUAUCCCAUGAUCCUAGCUUCAUUUCAACUAGGUCCUCAGAUCCUAACAAGUUACCCCGUGAUCCUAGCAUCAUUUCAGCAAAGUCUUCAGAUCCUAAUAAGUUUUCACGUGAUCCUAGCAUCAUUCCAACAAAGCUUUCAGAUGCUAACAAAUUAUCCCGUGAUCCUAGCAUCAUUUCAACAAGGUCUUCAGAUUCUAACAAGUUAUCCCAUGAUUCUAGCAUCAUUUCAACAAAGCUUUCAGAUCCUAACAAGUUAUCCCGUGACCCUAGCUUCAUUUCUACAAAGUCUUCAGAUACUAAUAAGUUUUCACGUGAUCCUAGUAUCAUUUCAACAAAGUCUUCAGAUCCUAACAAGUUAUCCCGUGAUCCUAGCAUCGUUUCAACAAAGUCUUCAGAUCCUAAUAAGUUGUCCCAUGAUCCUAGCAUCAUUUCAACAAAGCUUUCAGAUCCUAGUAAGUUGAGCCAUGAUCCUAGUAUCAAUGCAAGAAAGUCGUCAGAUACUAGUAAGUUGUCACAUGAUCCCAGUGUCAUUUCAACAAAGGCUUUAGAUGGUAACAGUAGAUUGCCAAGUGGCAGUCCUGUCAAUUCAGAUACUACUACCAACACAGCAAAACCUCCAGUUACUAAGGAUCCUGCUAUCUCCACAGUAGACUCUUCAGAUAAACAGGGUAAGUUAGAUGAGUGGCUCCAAAAUGUGUCUUUAUCAAAUGUCCAAAGAGCAUCAUCAGUGACUGAAAAUGUAAACAUGCAUCGCCCUUCAAGCUCAAUAAAUUUUACCUCUGAUAUUGAAAAUUUAAAACAGUCAAUAGUACUCAAAUCCAUUUUAAGUAAAAACCUGCAAGACCUUUCAGACGAGUUAUUUUCUAAAGCAGAAGUCUGCACAAAUGAAAGCUGUUCUCCACCUCCAAAUGUGCACAACAGGCCAUCUGAUACUACAGAUGACAGAGUGUUUGAAAAAGUCCAAGAUAUAAACAGCUGGCGUUCAUCAAAAGACCUUCUAAAUUCUCAGGUUCUUUUAAGUCCUGUAGUUAAAAAUAGUCCUCAAAAUUUACUUCCAGAAGGUGAACCAGGAAAAUCUUCAGACAUAGAAGAUUAUGUCUCUGAAAAAGUCUUAGAGGCUGCUGAAAGAAGUUUUCCAAUGAACAGAAAGAGUACUUUCAAGAAAAAACAUUUAAUAAGUGAAGAAUCUGGCUCUGAACGUGUUUUAAAUAGUAGCAUAUAUGAGUACGUUAUCAAGCAAAUAUUCACUGCACCCAUAUUCUCACAGCUGGGAAUAGGAACAAAGAGCUCAAGAGAGGCCCAGAUGGACUCACAGGAUCAGUUGCUGACACCUUGGGAGAGUCUUCGUAGAAUUAACUAUGAAGAAAAAGGCAAUGAAGUUCAUUUGUCACAGUCCAAAUCUGUCAUAAGCCAAAUAAUACAGUCCUUUCCUGUAAAUACCCUUUUAGAAUCUGGGAUGAUCAAAGUUAUAGAACUAAAUAAAGAACACCAGAACUCUUUGUUGGACUCACAGACAACCUCUUCCACAGAGCAGUAUUCUGAAAUCAAAAGUCAAAUAAAACUAAUUUCCAGACAGAAUACAUCUAGCAUCAACCCCUCAGACUCUUCUGUGAGUGGCGCUGAAUAUACCGAAGACUGCCAAAGUAUAUCCACACAGGAGUCAAAAUACCUAAUGCCAGGUGCAAAGUCAGACUCACCAACUGACACAGAGGAGACAGAGCUAGAUUCCAAUGUAGAAAGUUCAAGCAGCUCACUGGAUAAAGUUAAAGACACAGACACAGCAAUGUUAAAGUCCUUACUAAAAAAUAUAUUCAGUAUUUUCUUCAAAUACAAUCAGUCUGAAAAAAGACAACAACCAGAAAAAGAGUCAGAAAGUCUAAUUAAACAUUCUUCAUCAAGUGUCACAGAACACUUAGAAAAAACUCAAGAGAAUUUUAAUAAAGUAGACAAAAAAUUAGACAGGAAACCCAUUUUGAAUCCAAAGCUGCGUAUGUUUUUAGAGAAACUAUCGGAGACAGAAGUAAAAAAUUUGAAGACUGAGUUGAGUAAACACAUUCAGCGUUACCUUGUUGAAAGACUCACAGAAUCAGGCCACAUCACCAAGGAGGACUUACCAACAAUCUACCACAAGCUCUAUCUGAUAAACGAGAAAGCAGAGUUAAAAGAGCAAAUUCCCUUUCAGGAGAAAUACUCAGACACUGUAAAAGAAAUCAUGUCUUUUGUAAAUAAUUUUAACCAUCAUUUCAUAGAUAAACAUCUAGAAGCAAAGCUUAGAGCUUUUCUAAGUGAAAUUCUCCAAAAUUAUUUCCUGAAGAAUCUUUCAGUGAGCAAUUUAUUUAAUGAGACAGAUGCUAUGGCUCUCCAUGCCAGCAUGUCCCCCGCAAGAAGCAAGAGUGAGCUAGGGCAAGACAUUGCAGAUGGGAAUUUUGGUCCAAGCCUAAAAAUAAACAUGAAAUACCCUGUAAGCAAAUCUCUACAAAAUUAUCUUCAAGAUUUAUCAGAAAGUGAUUUAUUAAAUCUAAAGGCUGAUUUGAGCAAAUACCUCCAGGUCCUCUUUUUAGAAAAACUUUAUAAGUCAGGAUUGAUGACAGAAAGGCAACUAAAGGGGAUAAGCCAGGAAAUUAUCUCACUCCAUUCGCCUCCCAUACCAUUAAAACACUUAAAAACAAAUUUAGCUUUUAGAAAUGAAAGUUACUUUAUGAGAGAGGAUUCAGAAGAGCAAAAGAAAUAUUCAAAAAAUGGUCAAAAUACAGCUUUACAAGCAUUGCUCAAAGGUAAAUGUGGAGAAACAGAACUGUCCAGAAAGGAAGAAAAGGAAAGUUCUUUCUCACAAAAUUUAAAAGAAAACCUACCAACAAUUUGGGAACAGAAAACUAUUUAUUGCAAGGAAGAAGAAAGACUAAAUUUAAUAGAAAUACGAUCUUCCCUCAACAAAAAUAACCAGGCACAUUCACUAACUAGGUCACCAGAAAGACCUUCAGACAUAUCACUUAAGAAACAAAAGAAAGAUCAUGGUUUCAUGCAAUUUACUCAAGUAGAAAGUUCUGCCUACAAAACAGAGAUUCAAGAUCCAUACAGUUGGGAUGGUAGAUCAAAAACAAUUCAAUCAAAACCUUGCUUUGAAAAGACAGGGCAAAUGAAGCAAGUUGACAAAAGGGAGAACAAUAAUGUUUAUAAAUCGACUGCUCAAGAAAAACUUGAUACAGAAUUUUCAUCUUAUCUAAAGCUCCCUAACUGCAAAGUAUCAAAAGAAAAUGAAUCCACAAGCAGGCUCUCCUUCCCUACGUGGCAGACUAACGCCUUCAUUCAUGUCAAACCAGAGAUUGGGGAGCAAUCUAAAUUAGACCACUAUUAUCAGAGACUGAAAGGAAAUAAUAACAACAAUAAAAAACACUUGGUUACAUUUGCACAAUUCAAAGACGAAAUGGAAACUCUUUAUAAAAACCCAUAUGAAGCUUGCAAUGAAAAACGUGCCAAGAUCUCUGAAUCACAGUCCUUUAAAUAUAAAGAACAUGAGAAAAACUCAAGGCCAUUCUUCUUCCCGGAAGUACUGAAGAGAGAAAACAUGAAAUCCAAAAGAAAAGAGAAAGACCAUGCCACCAAACCAAAGAAGUCAUUUCACAAGAUAGUUAGGUUACUGCCAGUCACACUGCCCACUACAAGACCUCAUCUCCGGAAGUCUGUGCCAAGGAACUUACUUCACUGGACUGCAAGGAGAACUAUACAUGAUUGUUUGGAUAGAUUCGACGAUUUACACGCACCACCCUCAGUUAAAUGUACUAAAAAAUCAAGAUCAAGAGCAAGACUUUUAGGCAAGAGUCCAGAUGAUUCCCACAAUCAGGCGAAACACUGUGCACGACCAUACACUGCUCCAGAGCCCAACAAACGGCGAGAAAGUGCCACCUGGAAAUUUGCAAGUCCUCGGAUGGUUUCAGCGGGCUUAGUUCACUUGUAUGCCACCCCAGAGUAUGAGAUCCGUAAAAUGCGGUCCAAAAGAAAAUUAAAAGAGGAUAUUGAAAAGCGUCCACUCAUUAGCGAGAUUAUCCAGAUGCUAGACACUGCAGAAUGA
Rattus rattus (black rat) is the source of this 6861-nucleotide messenger RNA. It is a transcript of the gene Catspert, whose product is annotated as C2 calcium dependent domain containing 6. The record is from RefSeq and is a predicted model, not a curated record. The transcript is spliced from 21 exons. Bases 1 to 6861 code for a protein of 2286 amino acids. NCBI's taxonomy places the organism in Eukaryota, Metazoa, Chordata, Mammalia, Rodentia, Muridae.